AUAUUUGUAGUGGUUUAAGACCGGAAAUUCCAGCGCACGUACCAAAGUUAAUUUCUGAGUUGAUCGUUAAAUGCUGGGAUGACAAGCCAGAAAAUAGACCAUUUUCUGAAAAAUUAUAUAACACUUUAGUUAGAUGGCAUAAUGAAAUUUUAAACCAAACUUCUACAGAAUUCACUACACAAAUUAGGAAAGCAGAUGAAGUAUCUGAAUAUUUUCCAAUACCAUCACCGUCUAACAUUGAGAUAUAUUCCGAAUCACGAUUCGUUCCCUUAAAUAUCGAGAAUUCUGAUAACUUAUUCAUUACACAAGUGUCUAAGGUACAUCCUGAUAUUAACAAACAAUUCGUUUCACGAUCAUGUGAAAAUUUUACAGAUCUUAAUGAAACUUGGAACUUUUUAG
This is a messenger RNA of Scutellospora calospora, 399 nucleotides long. The record is from the annotation of a GenBank genome assembly. Lineage: Eukaryota; Fungi; Glomeromycota; Glomeromycetes; Diversisporales; Gigasporaceae.